Macrosteles quadrilineatus (aster leafhopper) is the source of this 2447-nucleotide messenger RNA. Its product is annotated as calcitonin receptor-like protein 1. Gene Ontology annotation, biological process: adenylate cyclase-modulating G protein-coupled receptor signaling pathway; cell surface receptor signaling pathway. Gene Ontology annotation, molecular function: diuretic hormone receptor activity; G protein-coupled peptide receptor activity; peptide hormone binding. The transcript is spliced from 15 exons. Gene Ontology annotation, cellular component: plasma membrane. The record is from RefSeq and is a predicted model, not a curated record. The coding region runs from base 1 to 2370 and encodes 789 amino acids. Lineage: Eukaryota; Metazoa; Arthropoda; Insecta; Hemiptera; Cicadellidae.
AUGAGGAGGAAGAGCGUCGCUCACAACAGACUAAGCCAGAGGUGUUGUGUCACCGAGUGUGGGACAAAUUGCUGUCAACUUGAGUGUUUCUUAGAGAGUCAUGAGGAGGAAGAUCGUCGCUCACAACAGACCAAGCCAGAAGUGUUGUGUCACCGAGUGUGGGACAAAUUGCUGUGUUGGCCUCCUACACUGCCGGGUACCUGGGGCAGACUACUGUGUGUCUUUUAUCCUAAUGACAGUCGUGAUACCGUUGUUUCCAGCAACUGGAGUGUUUCUUGGAGAGUCAUGAGGAGGAAGAGCGUCGCUCACAACAGACCAAGCCAGAAGUGUUGUGUCACCGAGUGUGGGGCAAAUUCUGCUGUGUUGGCCUCCUACAUUGCCGGGUACCUGGGGCAGACUACUCAACUGGAGUGUUUCUUGGAGAGUCAUGAGGAGGAAGAGCGUCGCUCACAACAGACCAAGCCAGAAGUGUUGUGUCACCGAGUGUGGGACAAAUUGCUGUGUUGGCCUCCUACAUUGCCGGGUACCUGGGGCAGACUACUGAGUCAACUGGAGUGUUUCUUGGAGAGUCAUGAGGAGGAAGAGCGUCGCUCACAACAGACCAAGCCAGAAGUGUUGUGUCACCGAGUGUGGGACAAAUUGCUGUGUUGGCCUCCUACAUUGCCGGGUACCUGGGAUACACUACUGAGUGUCUUUUAUCCUAAUGACAGUUGUGAUACUCUUGGUUCCAGCAACUUGAGUGUUUCUUGGAGAGUCAUGAGGAGGAAGAGCGUCGCUCACAACAGACCAAGCCAGAAGUGUUGUGUCACCGAGUGUGGGCAACUGGAGUGUUUCUUGGAGAGUCAUGAGGAGGAAGAGCGUCGCUCACAACAGACCAAGCCAGAAGUGUUGUGUCACCGAGGGUGGGACAAACUGCUGUGUUGGCCUCCUAGGCCUACAUUGCCAGGUACCUGGGCUAGACUACUGAGUCAACUGGAGUGUUUCUUGGAGAGUCAUGAGGAGGAAGAGCGUCGCUCACAACAGACCAAGCCAGAAGUGUUGUGUCACCGAGUGUGGGACAAAUUGCUGUGUUGGCCUCCUACAUUGCCGGGUACCUGGGCUAGACUGCCAUGUUUUUCCGAGCUCAAUGGUAUCCAGUACGACACUACAAAGAACGCCACAAGAUGGUGCCACGAGAACGGAGUGUGGGACAACUACACGGACUACACGACUUGCAGAGAACAACCUGCGUCUUCAGAUAACGAUCUGCAGGAAGGGGAGGGGGUGGAAGUCUCAACAAUCCUCUACUUUGGAGGUCACACCAUGUCCUUGGUGGCACUCGGCUUGGCCGUCUGGAUAUUUGUGUACUUCAAAGAUUUGCGAUGCCUACGCAACACGAUUCACACGAACCUCAUGUUCACGUACAUGUUGGCGGACUUCAUGUGGAUCCUCACCAUUAUAGUACAGAUGACAGUACAGAUGGAUCUGACAGCUUGUGUCAUGCUCAUACUUCUUCUUCAUUACUGUUAUCUGACAAACUUCUUCUGGAUGCUGGUUGAAGGUCUUUACCUGUACACUUUGGUCGUCGUCACCUUUACUAGGGACAACAUCAAGCUGAGGGCUUACAUCGUCAUUGGUUGGGGGAUCCCCGUCAUUGUUGUGUCAGUGUGGGGAAUAGUCAAAGGUCUGACAGACGUUGACGUAGAUCCUCAGGUACGAAGCAGGUAUGCCAACUGUCCCUGGAUGACUCCUCAUCCCUACGACUGGAUCUACCAGGCACCAGUGGCUGCAGUUUUAGCCAUCAACCUUCUCUUCCUCUGUAUGAUCAUGUGGGUGCUGAUAACCAAGCUGCGUUCAGCUAACACACUUGAGACUCAGCAAUACCGCAAGGCGGCUAAGGCUCUGCUGGUGUUGAUACCACUGCUGGGUACCACAUACAUCCUGGUGAUUGCUGGUCCUUCUACUGGUCUCUCGGCCAACAUACACGCCUACGUGCGUGCUAUACUCAUCUCUACACAGGGAUUCACCGUGGCCUUGUUCUACUGCUUCCUAAACUCAGAGGUACAGACAACAGUCAGGCAUCACUUAGACACGUGGAGGGAGGAGCGUCACCUGGCGAUGGGUCGGAGAUUCACCUACACCAAGGACUGGUCUCCAAACACCAGGACGGAGAGUAUCAGGCUAUGCAAUACCAAGAGCGCAAGUAAGAAGAAGUUUCGGAAGAGACAGAUGUCAGUGAGUGAAGCUACUACGAUGACAGUUGUAGGAGGAGUUCUCAACAAAGACUUAGUGCAUAACAAAGACGUUCUAACAAGGACUAACAAUGGUGCGGGAACAGUGCAUACAACAGUGAUAGCAAACUAUGAGACUAUGGACGAGCACGCUGUCUAGCGACGGCUGAAAUAAGGUCUGUACAGUGAUUUGGUGAUAAGGAUGGAUGAUGCUGCAGGAACGGUGCAUACACGAGU